Molecule: messenger RNA, 384 nt
Organism: Mesorhabditis spiculigera
Lineage: Eukaryota; Metazoa; Nematoda; Chromadorea; Rhabditida; Rhabditidae
Source: the annotation of a GenBank genome assembly
AUGUCUCAACAGGCGCUCGAGGGAUUGCGCAUGCAGUUCGAGAAGGAGAUUGGGGUUUUCAAACAGCUCGAAAAAGAUCGGGAAAAGUACAUCGAAAACCGACAAAAGCUGGAGGGCCAAUUUACUGAAAACACGAUGGUGAAGCAGGAGUUGGAUCUGUUGGAGGAAGAUUCGAAAGUUUUCAAAUUGAUAGGAGCCGUUUUAGUCAAGGUUGAUUUAACUGAAGCAAGGAGUCAAGUCGAGAAGCGAUUGGAAUACAUUCAAGGAGAAACCAAACGCGUCGAAGACCAAAUGAACGACAGCAACGACAAGAAGAAGGUGAUGGAACAGAAGCUGACCCGAAUCCAAGAAGACAUGCAGAAGAUCCUCCAGUCGGGCAAGAAG